Messenger RNA from Coregonus sp. 'balchen', 324 nucleotides. The record is from the annotation of a GenBank genome assembly. Lineage: Eukaryota; Metazoa; Chordata; Actinopteri; Salmoniformes; Salmonidae.
AUGCAGGAAAUGGCGCUGCGGAUGCUGGUCCAGAGUAUGGAGCUGCAGGUGCUGGUUCGGGUUAUGGAGCCGCAGGUGCUGGUCCUGGGUACGGAACCACGGGAGCUGGAGCAGGGUGCAGAACCACGGGAGCUGGGUGCGGAACCACGGGAGCUGGGUGUGGAACCACGGGAGCUGGGUGCGGAAGCACGGGAGCUGGUUGCAAAACCACAGGAGCUGGGUGUGGAACCACGGGAGCUGGAGAAGGGUGCAGAACCACAGGAUCUGGGUACGGAACCACAGGAGCUGCUGAUGAGUGCCUCGGGUAGGCAGGGGAGAAGAUGA